AUGCAGUUUUUCAAAGAAAUUUCCGGGUUCAAAUUUGUCCUAACAGGUCUCCCGCUGACUGAACCUGCUAAGCUGAAACAAGAACUAGCAAGGUCAAACAUCAAUCCAAGUGACGUCAAGGUUCUUUCCACAACCCCAUCAUCGCUCGGUACGUAUGCAUUGUACGUUCUCUACUUCCCUCGUGGUUCGGUGAAGUUACAGGACCUGAAGAAAACGAAAGCGUUGUUCAAUGUAGCUGUAUCGUGGCGGUUCUAUGAGAAACGCGUAGAUGACGCAGCUCAGUGCUUCCGCUGCCAGCGUUUUGGAUACGGCUCGACCAACUGUAACCUGGCUCCCAAAUGUGUGAAAUGCAGUGGUAAACAUCUCUCCAACGGGUGCUCACUUCCUAAGAAAGCAGCACUAAACAGUAAACAUAAUGACAGAAGCCAGCUUAAGUGCGCGAAUUGUGGUGCCAACCACACUGCUAAUUUUCGUGGGUGUCCAGCCAGAAAAUCCUAUCUGGAAGACCUAGACAAGAAGAGGAAAAAACCAACCCAUCUACCCCCUAGGAAGACUAACAUCGAUUUCCCGCUUCUCGGCAACCAAGGACCUCCAGCACCACGCCGAGCUACUCCCAAUGCGAACAGUAAUGCCACCUACGCACAAAUUGCAGCGCUUGGUACUCAUUCUCCUGCAUCUGACCCGCAUUCCAACGAUGGCCUUUUCACCAUCACCGAGUUCCUAUCCCUCGCGAGAGACAUGUUCAUCCGUCUCAAAGGAUGCCGAAGUAAGGAGCAACAAUUCUUCGCACUCUCUGAGCUAAUGUUGAAGUAUCUGUACAAUGGGUGA
This is a messenger RNA of Aedes albopictus (Asian tiger mosquito), 828 nucleotides long. RefSeq lists its product as uncharacterized. The record is from RefSeq and is a predicted model, not a curated record. The transcript has a single exon. The coding region runs from base 1 to 828 and encodes 275 amino acids. Lineage: Eukaryota; Metazoa; Arthropoda; Insecta; Diptera; Culicidae.